CAGAGGGACCCUGGGAAAAAAUAGUCUGCAAGCCGAACAUGGUAUGCUGUUUACAGUUCUUAAGAAUUUUAUUAUAAAAGAAUAAUCCUCAAAAACCUAACGCUUGCUGACCACGGUGUUGACUUGGACAAUUAUGAACAAAGUCGCUUUGUGAUAUAGUGUGAAUGGAGUCGUCGAGAGGCUCCGGGGGCCUCUCCCGUGAGUACAAGCUGGUGAUGCUGGGAGAGGGAGGAGUGGGCAAGAGCGCCAUCAUUAUGCAGUUCAUCAGCCAUAGGUUCCCUGAGGAUCAUGAUCCAACCAUAGAGGAUGCCUACAAGACGCAGAUCCGCAUCGAUGAUGAGCCGGCUAACCUGGACAUCCUGGACACUGCGGGACAGGCGGAGUUUACGGCCAUGCGGGAUCAGUACAUGCGGGCAGGCGAGGGAUUCAUCAUCUCCUAUUCCAUUACCGACAGACGGAGCUUCCAGGAGGCCCGCCACUUCAAGCAGCUUAUUGAUCGUGUGCGCCGUACAGCAGAAACCCCUGUGGUGCUGGUGGGCAACAAGUCGGACCUGGCACACCUCCGACAGGUGUCAGUAGAGGAGGGCCGCGAGCUGGCCAGGGAGUUCCAGUGCCCCUUCUUUGAGACUUCGGCCGCGUAUCGCUACUACAUCGACGAGGUUUUUGCCGCGCUUGUCCGCCAGAUACGACAGCGUGAAGCGGAGUCUGUUCGAGGAAGUGAGAGGAAAACGAGGAGGAGCCAUUCCUUCUGGAGCCGCAUGCGUUCUACUUUCCACAAGAAGCAACACUCAGAGCACUAAGGGGGGUCACUAUGGGAUACGCAGCCAUCCAUUAGGCUGGUAUCUUAAAGUUAAUACUGUACCUCUUGUGAGGGGACCAUUGACUCUUAUAUGAGUUAAAAUUUGCAAUGAGGAAUUAACAGUAAUAGUAAAGUGUAGAUAAUAGCAUUCUGUAAACCCUAUUGAAGCAAAAACAUAGCAAAAAUAUGUUCAUUGUUUUAAAAAUCGGUCUAGCUUUUAUUGACAGUCUGUUACCAUUUAGUAAUGAAUGAAACAGAUUAACUUUCUUUUUUCUCACAACGCUGGAGAGGGCAUCCUGAAAUGAAUUAUUUGUAUUUUUUUGCUGUUGAUGAAAAUAUGUCAGAAAGUCUCCCAUAUGGUGAGGUUGAGGUCCCAUGAGGUCAGGUUUGUGGAAAUGUAUUCAAAAUUCUAUAGGUUUGAGAUGACCAGAUGACUUAUGUGAACUGAUUUGCAGAUGGCAAAUGACAGUAUAUACUGUGUGUGCAACAAUUACUAAUAGCUGAUUUAUACCGACCGCAAGUACUCAAGGACAUACUUACGUCCUUCAUCACGGCACGUUGAUGUUCUGUGGAGGUCCUGUUUUGGGAAUCUAUCUCCUGCUUGAUACUGAAAAGCCUACUAGCAUUUAUUUUUUUGAGGUGGUGGACUACUGCCCCGCAUGGGAAAGGCAUUCAAUAGCAAUGAUGAGUAUUAUUAUAAAUUACAUUCCAUAACAUGAUACACUCAUCAACUAGACACAACAAUACAAUCAUCAACCACUGAUCAACUGAUUUCAAUGUCAUAAUUGAAUUUUUAUUUAGUUUGUGUAAUAAAUUAUUUAGUUGUGCCAUAACUCCA
Molecule: messenger RNA, 1637 nt
Organism: Osmerus eperlanus (European smelt)
Lineage: Eukaryota; Metazoa; Chordata; Actinopteri; Osmeriformes; Osmeridae
Gene: rit1
Product: Ras-like without CAAX 1
Exons: 6
Coding region: 165-800 (211 amino acids)
Biological process (GO): Ras protein signal transduction
Cellular component (GO): plasma membrane
Molecular function (GO): GTPase activity; GDP binding; GTP binding
Source: RefSeq, a predicted model, not a curated record